This is a messenger RNA of Coccomyxa subellipsoidea C-169, 1461 nucleotides long. RefSeq names its product TPR-like protein. Gene Ontology annotation, biological process: protein import into peroxisome matrix, docking. Lineage: Eukaryota; Viridiplantae; Chlorophyta; Trebouxiophyceae; Coccomyxaceae. Bases 1 to 1461 code for a protein of 486 amino acids. The transcript is spliced from 8 exons. Gene Ontology annotation, cellular component: peroxisomal membrane; cytosol. The record is from RefSeq and is a predicted model, not a curated record. Gene Ontology annotation, molecular function: protein binding.
AUGUGUUCCCAGCCACCGGGGCAUCCCCGAGAGGCCUGGGCAGAUGAGUUUGGCGCCCACCCCUCUGCGCACGCAACACCCUUCAAAGCACCCAUGGGCACAGCUGGACCCUCGACACAAUGGGCAAAUGAGUUCCAGAGGCGGGAACACUCCUCAGGGCACCCUUCAGCCUGGGCAGAGGAGUUCCGGGCUGGUCCCUCGCAUGCGCCAAUGGCCAAUCUGACCCUCAACAACAGCAGCCAGGCGCCUUCAGCAUGGGCAGCAGACUUCUUGGGCAGCAGAGGCCAAAAUUUGCACCAACCACAUGGCGACAUGAGCCGCUCAGGGCACGGCAGCCAGUGGGCUGAGCAGUUUGCAGACGCCCGACCUAAGAGCGAGCAAUGGGUGGACGAAUUUGCCGCCCACGCUGCACAGGAGGUGCAGUCUUCUCUGACGCCUGAGCAGCGCAAGGCCAUGCGCGGCCCAUCAGCUAAGGAUCCUGUCGAGGAUGACGACGCCGCCAGCUGGGUGCACCAGUACAACGAAGAACUCGCCAGGCCCUCAACCAAUGCCUUAGAAUUUGACAUGGGCGAGCUGGAGGCCAGUUGUGCGCUGAUGCCAGCACAGGACAAUCCUUACAGCGCGCAUGCGCUGCCGCUGCAGAUUGCUCAGCAGAUGGAGCGAGAGGGACGCCUCAGGGCGGCCGCUCUGGCCUACGAAGCUGCAGCACGGGUGGCUCCGCUGAAUAGGGAAGCAUGGUGGCGGCUAGGGAGGUGCCGGCUUGAGCUUGAGGAUUUCAGGGGAGCAUGUGGGCCUUUCACCCACACGCUGAAAGGCUGGCCCACACACCCAGCCAAUGGGGCGGCCUGGAGGUCACUUGUGCAGGCCGCGCUGGGCGCAGGCCAGAAAGAGCAGGCCUCAAACGCUCUCCAGGGGUGGCUGCACAGCCUUGCUGGCGGCGCAGACGCUGCAAUGGCGCUGGGUGGCGGCGGCCGCGUGAAUGUCAAAGAGCUGCAGGCUGAGCUCCUGAGGAGGGCAGAGGCAGCGCCGGGAGAGGUGCUGGCAUGGGAGAUGCUGGGCUACCUGCACAGCCUCCGCGGCGAGCACGCAGCGGCCACGGAGGCAUUUGGCAAGGCCGUCGUGACAGGCGCGGGCCAGGACAAUAACGCGCUGUGCCUACUUGGCAGCUCCCUCAGCCAGCAGAAGCAGCACUCCCAGGCCGAGCGCGUGUUCAAGGCAGCCACGGCGUCGUCCGAAGCCACCCGCGCCUGGGCCGGCCUGGCCAGAUGCCAAUGUGCACAGGGGAAAUAUGGGGAGGCAGUCCAGAGCUACAGCAGGGCGUUGGAGCGCCGCCCGGACACCACAUCCCUGUGGGACAGUUUGGCUAUGGCGCUCACUGCCCUGGGCCGCAUGGACAAGGCGGAUGCUGCAGCCAGGCAGGAUCCAAUCGUCCUCAGGCCAGACAGUGUCAAAGCUAUGUAA